This is a messenger RNA of Lichtheimia ornata, 813 nucleotides long. RefSeq lists its product as uncharacterized. Gene Ontology annotation, biological process: DNA repair; DNA replication checkpoint signaling; mitotic intra-S DNA damage checkpoint signaling. The record is from RefSeq and is a predicted model, not a curated record. The coding region runs from base 1 to 813 and encodes 270 amino acids. NCBI's taxonomy places the organism in Eukaryota, Fungi, Mucoromycota, Mucoromycetes, Mucorales, Lichtheimiaceae. The transcript is spliced from 6 exons. Gene Ontology annotation, cellular component: checkpoint clamp complex.
AUGGAGGCCAAAAAGACACAGCUCAUUCUUUGGUCUGUCAACUUGGCCAUGACGAGUCAGGCACUCUUUCGCAUCUCACCUCGGUUCUUUGGCCAAUAUCAACUGCAUCGACCAACACAGCUAGUGAAUGGGCAAACGAUCAAGCAAGAUAGUAUACGAUCGCGUAUCCUUCUAAAGACUAUUCGGUCCAUAUUUCGUAAAAACACAAUGUUAGAGUUGCUUCAGCAAUGCCACCUUGACCAGUGUACUGACAAAUCUCACCUUCAACUGAAACUUGUGGCCUCUGACGGUGCAACCAAGACACACUCGUUAUGGUAUGGAGAGACAGACCCUGCAAAGGCUUUGUACACUAAGGAAACACAACAUCGAUUCUCGAUUGAUCCCGGUUAUUUUAUCGAUUACCUUCAAUGUUUUCAUCCUCGAGUGACCGAUGUGGCCAUUGAAUGUACGCCUGAUGCUGUCAAGUUAAAGUCUUAUUGGAACGAAGGGGUAUCAUCAUCAAAUGAUCGGCCUAUGCACAGCGAAUUCACUAUCAACAGCUGUGAUUUUUCAAGCUAUAUUAUUCGAAGGAAUGUCCAACUGGCUUUUGGUUUGAAAGAGUUCAAGACUGCACUCAAUUAUGCGAUGGAAACAAAGGGGCUUAUAUCUGCGUAUUUCGAUGAACCUGGGAAACCCAUUGUGUUCACUGCCGAAGUUCCUGGAUCAAUCAUUGCAGACUUUGCAUUAGUUACCAAAGCGGAAGAAUCUGUGCCUACACAAACGUCGGCUAAUCACAGUGGCAUCAGUUAUGGCUCUCGAACUGGAUACCGAUAG